AAUUUAUGAACUCUACCGGAAGUCAACAAAGAAUCAUGGCUUCCAAAAGUAAAGGAAAACAACGAGGAGAGGUCCUUAAACAAGAAGAUGUUAUUCAAGCCAUUGUCAUUGCGGAUAGUUUCAACAUUAGAUUUGCGCCAGUCACAAAGAAAAAACCAAAGUCUCUUUUUCCUGUGGCUAAUAUUCCACUUUUGGAUUACACACUCGACUUCUUGGUGACAGCUGGAGUGCAGGAAAUAUUUGUGUUCUGUUGUUACUUAGCUGAUCAAAUAAGGACACAUAUUAGGCAAUCAAAAUGGAGUGAAUGUUCUAGUUGUACAAUAACACCGGUCCUGUCGGAGAGUUGUGUGUCAAUGGGUGACGCCUUAAGAGAGAUCCAUGACAAGUCGGUCAUUAGAAGUGACUUCAUCCUGGUGUAUGGGGAUAUUGUUGCCAACAUUAGACUUCAAGAUAUUUUAAAUGAGCAUAAAAAACGAAGGGAAGACAAAACUUCUCCCAAGAACAGAAACUCGGUGAUGACCAUGAUUUUCCAGAAAGUUCCACCUGGGCAUCGUUCACGCAACAAAGAAGAUGAUAUUGUCAUGGCGAUAGAUCAGUCGUCUAACAGAGUCCUGCAUUACCAGAGAGUCACAGAACAGUCUAAACUGCAGAUACCAGUGGAAGUCCUGACAGAAAAUGAUAAUGUACAGUUAAGAUAUGACCUGCUGGACAGCCAGAUCAGUGUCUGCUCACCAGAAGUUCUCUACCUUUACAAGGAUAACUUUGAUUACCUCAACAGGGAUGACUUUGUCAAGGGGAUACUUAUCAAUGAAGAUAUAAUGGAGAAGACCAUGCAUGUGUGUGUAAUCAGUGAUGGCUACAUGGGUAGGAUUUCUAAUCUACAGAUGUAUGAUGCUGUCAGUCAUGACGUGUUGUGUCGUUGGUCCUAUCCUUUGGUCCCAGAUACUCAGACAGAUGAGCAUGGUCAGAUCAUCACCCACAGUCGACAUAACAUCUACACAAGUGAAGAUGUCACACUAGCAAAAGGUUGUGUAUUAGAGAAGAAUGUUUUGGUGGGAAGGGGUACUAGAAUUGGCAGUGAUACCAAAAUAACUGACUCUGUGAUAGGCAAAGACUGCAAAAUAGGGAGUAAAGUGGUCAUUGAGAAUGCAUACAUCUGGGAUAAUGUAACAAUAGAAGAUAACUGCUAUGUUAGCACUUCAGUGGUCUGUGAUAAUGUGGUCAUCUAUGCGUCCACGUCAGUCCAGCCUGGCUGUGUUCUGUCCUGGGAUGUUGAGGUUGGACCCAGUGUGAAAAUUGAGGCUGGAUCACGUUUACAGUCAUCAAAAGUUGAUGAUGAUGAUGAUUUCGGUGAUGAGUUAACUGAGGCAGAUCAAGAUACUGUGAGCAUUCAGAAGUAUGGUAGCAAGUCUCAGGCAUUCCACUACCAGCCCCCAGAAGACAGUGAUGAUGAGGAUAAUGAUCUUGUACAGGACAUGUGGGGCCUUAAUAUCCAAUCAGAAUCCUCCACUGAGACAUCUAGUCUGUCGGAGCAGUCAAGCGUGGACGAGGUCAUGCUAGAUGAUGAAGAGUUGUUCUACAGUGAGUUACUGGAUACAAUGGUGAAAGCUAAAGAAGAUAACUACACAACAGAAAACCUCAUUCUGGAGAUCAACUCUCUCAAACACACAUACAAUAUAGCCAUCACAGAUCUAUAUGGCCUUGUCAUGAAAGGUUUAAUCGAGAUUCCUUUGAGAGACUCACAAGAUCUGGAGUCUGGUGCACAGCUAGGCAGCAUUAAGAAGAACUUAGUGAAGUAUAAACCAUUAAUUGACAACUACAUCAAAAGUGAAGAAUCUCAGUUAGAUUGUCUCCAUGCCUUAGAGGAUUAUGCCUUGAGUGACAGUAAGGUGAACACACUCCUAGUCAAGCUCCUUCACAUUAUGUAUGACCUGGAGAUUUUAUCAGAAAACAUCCUGAUUAAGUGGCACAGGAUGGAUAAGGAGGAAGAAUACAAAGCCAUCAAAGUACAGGUGUCGCCUUUGAUAAAAUGGCUGGAGGAAGCUGAAGAGGAAUCAUCGGAUGAAGAAGACGACAGUGACUGAUUCUUCAUCAAAAAUACUCUCAGAAUUACCCAUUAAAUGAAGAGUGCUAAAUAAAAAGGGACGUCAUGAUGUUGUGGAAUUCAUUAAACAUGUGGUUUUCCAGCUUUCAUAGUAUUGCAGGAAAAAAUGUCA
Molecule: messenger RNA, 2216 nt
Organism: Ostrea edulis (European flat oyster)
Lineage: Eukaryota; Metazoa; Mollusca; Bivalvia; Ostreida; Ostreidae
Product: translation initiation factor eIF-2B subunit epsilon-like
Exons: 16
Coding region: 6-2084 (692 amino acids)
Biological process (GO): biosynthetic process
Cellular component (GO): eukaryotic translation initiation factor 2B complex
Molecular function (GO): guanyl-nucleotide exchange factor activity; translation initiation factor binding; translation initiation factor activity
Source: RefSeq, a predicted model, not a curated record